Molecule: messenger RNA, 2442 nt
Organism: Temnothorax curvispinosus
Lineage: Eukaryota; Metazoa; Arthropoda; Insecta; Hymenoptera; Formicidae
Product: leukotriene A-4 hydrolase-like
Exons: 13
Coding region: 1-2442 (813 amino acids)
Biological process (GO): proteolysis; peptide catabolic process
Cellular component (GO): cytosol
Molecular function (GO): epoxide hydrolase activity; metallopeptidase activity; zinc ion binding
Source: RefSeq, a predicted model, not a curated record
AUGGAUUUCUCAGGAUCUACUGAAGAUCCACACACUUUUGCGAAACCAGAACAAGCACGUGUAACCGAUAUCCAUUUAGAACUGAUUGUGGAUUUUAAGCAAAAAGUUCUUAAAGGAAAAGCGAUAUUGACUAUAAAAAAGAAAUCUUCAAUUAGUGGGAUAUUCUUAGAUAACUAUGGACUUUUUAUAUCACGUGUCACAAAUAUUGAUGGAACAGAUUUAGAUUAUCAUGUUGGAAUCCAUCACAUUUUUGGAAGCUCAUUUUAUGUAGAGUUACCACCAACUGUCGAUACUACUUGCAAUUCUAACAAUGAAUGUAAAAUCGAAAUUGAAUAUAAAACAAGCUCAGAUUCUCCUGCAUUAUAUUGGUUAACAUCUGCACAAACUGCCAAUGGUACACAUCCCUUUUUACUGUCUAACAACAAGCUAAUAUACGCUAGAGCAUGGUUUCCCUGCCAGGACACCCCAUCCGUCAAAUUUACAUACACUGCCAAGAUUUUGGUACCAAAACAUUUUACGGUUCUUAUGUCUGCACUUUUGCAAGCAGUAGACCGCGUGGGACCGGAGCUAGAGGUACAUGAAUUCCGUCAAAUAGAUCCAGUCCCAUCUUAUGCGGUGAUUAUUGCUGUGGGCUCACUACAGAUAAGAUAUCUUAAUGAAAAAUCAAAUAUGUUUAUCGAGAAAAAAUUUAUUGACGAGCCUCCCGAUACAUUUCUUAUUAAUACAGGCAUUAAUACGAUUGAAAGAAUGUUGGAGAUUGCCAAGAGUUUGUGUGGACCUUAUCCUUGGGAUAGGUACGACAUAUGCGUGCUUCCACCAAAUGUCGCUCAUUUGAAAAUAGAAUGUCCACGCGUGAUAUUUAUUUCACCAACUCUACUUGGCGGAGAUCUUACUUCUAUCAGUUCACUCGCUCGCAACAUCUCACAGAGCUGGGCAGGAAAUUAUGUUACAUGUUCCAAUUAUGAGCAUUUGUGGUUAAAUAAGAGUUUCAGCAUUUUUAUUAGCAGGAAAAUUAAAAGUAAAUUACUGAUGCAGAUUAAAGACAUCAAGUCUUUUCUUGAGAGGAAAGAACAAAAUGACUUGAACAAUAUGAUCCAAGGAAUGGAGCAUCCUCACAUGCUAAAGUGCUUAUUACCCAAUUUGACGUGUUUAUUGCCCCAUAAAGCUACUGAAUAUGUACCUUACGAAACGGGAUGUAUGCUUUUAGAUCAUCUAGAGGAAAUAUUAGGGGGAUCCUCAGUAUUCGAACUGUUUCUUAAGUCUUAUUUUCACAAAUUUGCAUUCAAAAGUAUAAACACUCAAGAUUGGAUAAACUACUUGUAUCAAUAUUUUCCCGACGAAAAGGAGAUAUUAGGUAAUAUUACAUGGAACACGUGGUUCCAUGAUAUACCUUUGCCACCUACCGUGCCGGAAAUGACUGCUUGGGAAACAAAGUAUUUCAAAUUAACAGAAGAUUGGGUCAAAUGGAAUUGUAAAAGCCAUACUAAACCUGAUUCCUUAAGAGAUAAAAAGUUCGAUUUUAACGUUGAGAAAAUAAUAUUCUUAAACUAUUUACAUGACUUUCAUGAGAAUUUGACCGAACAGAAACUGGCACUAAUUUUGUAUCGUUACCGUUUCGAAAACCAUAAUGCUGAAAUACGAUUAGCUGGCAAGGCUGUGGAGCGCUUCGCGCGCAUAAACUCACGUCGUUUGUGGCUUCAUGGCGUGGAAGCAAGAGCCGGUGUCCCGCAGGGAUCAGUUCUUGGACCGCUCCUAUUUUCCUUAUUUAUUAAUGAUAUCGGUGCUUUUCUUCGAUUUACGGAGCGCAUAAUUUUUGCCGAUGACACGCAAAUCUAUCGCAAGUGCUUCUUGAGUGAACUGAACGUCGGUCUGCGGCUGGUGGCGCAUGACGUGGGGGUUAUCGCAGAAUUCGCGGCUGUGAAUGGGUUGUCGCUUAAUCUCCAUAAUUCUAAGGUCUUAAUACUGGGAGGCAGGCGGUAUGUCAAGCAGAUUGAUCUUAACAAUCUGCCUCUUAUCGCGGUAAACGGCACCACCAUCCCGUUCGUUACUGAGGCUCGAAAUCUGGGUGUUAUAAUGACCUCAGAUUUGUCCUGGAAGAGCCACGUCAACCAUGAAGUCGAAAAAUUGAGGGAUGCCGAAAAAUUAAAGGAGGCCAAAAAAUUGACGGAAGCCGAAGAACGGAAGGAAGCCGAAAAAUUAAAGGAGAUCGAAAAAUUGAAGGAAGCCAAAGAAUCGAAGAAAACCGAAAAAUUAAGGGAAGCCGGAAAAUCAAAGGAGGCCGAAAAAUUGAAGGAAGUCGAAGAAUUGAAGGAAGAGACGGAGGACACGAGUCAGAAGGAAGAUAAGAGAAAAAGCUCGCAAGGAAGACAGAUGGAAGGAAAGAGAGGGUUGAGCUACAGGAACUAUAAGGAGCAGAAGGAAGGAUACGGAGAAAGAUGUUAA